Molecule: messenger RNA, 2373 nt
Organism: Spodoptera litura
Lineage: Eukaryota; Metazoa; Arthropoda; Insecta; Lepidoptera; Noctuidae
Source: RefSeq, a predicted model, not a curated record
UUAUUGCAUUAAAAUAAACAUUUAAUUCUUUUUCAUUUAAUUACUUUUAUGAAAAUAAAACAUUUUUUUACCACCACCUAUUGGCGUUUUUCGGAAGCGUUCCGCUUACACCUUGUAUUAAACAUGCAUAAAUCCACACAUCCUAAUAAUCGUUCGCAUUAUUAAUACAAGUCACGGAUUUUUUCAGGAAAUCAAUUUGGAAGCAAAAUGACGACUGGAAGGCUCGGUACACAAAACUGUACUCGGCACACCGCGUGUUCAGCUUGGUCCCACAACAGUUAAGUAGUCUCUUUUCAAUUUACAAUAAUCCGCUUUUCAAGACAUCAUUUUCAGUACUUUCUCGUUGAAAACAGAAAUCUUUUGUUCAUCUGAAUUAGAACGGUCUUGUCUGUGUCAACAAGUAUUUUGCAUAUUGUUUUUAUGUACCGUAAGUUUUUUUUAUACAUAACAAGACACCCGUUAUUUUUAAAGAGGUAAGUAAAUACAGAUAAAUCAAGGAGAUAUGUAUACAUUUCAUAAAAUGUUCCAGAGAUUUUCCUUAUUUCAAUGCUAUCUUUAAAUUCAAAGGAUCCAGUGAAGACAUUUUUGGUUUAAAAUAUAUGUCCACGUUUGUAUGUACAAGUUGCAAUGGAGUUGAUUACGUCGACAUAGGUCUCAAGGCCUGUUAGGAGUCAAGUUGCAUUUAUUCAACCGCUACUGCCCAGCCGUUGAACACAACCUCCUUUAUGUUUAUAGCCAGUCUCUGACUCACAUCGUGAGUCACGUAACCAGUGAAAAAGUCAAGCCAGCUUCCAAUUCGUUCAUCUCAAUCAAAACUCUCGCGUUUCGCCGUAAACCGUCUACAGGCGUUUGUUUUGUGUACUCUACUUUUUUUUAAAUUUAACGGUUUUCCUGCUUAUUGUAUUUAGUGGUUGUUUAACGAUAAAUUGUUUUGUUAAAAUUAAUUGUGUACUUACUAAAAACUUUUUUGCAGUUAAUUCACCAAAUUAGACAUAGUAUUUAAGUUAAAAUUGAAUAAAAAUAAAUUCAAAUUAAGUCGUUAAUGUAUAAAUGGGAUAUUUAUCAUUAUUUCUAUUACAAUACAUGCUAUUUUAAUUCAGUUUCUUUUUACAUUUGUUAUGUGCUGAAACUAAAAUAAUUUUUCUAGGAUAGGUAGAAGUAUGGAACCACAAGCGGCAUCUUCAUGCAGUCCUGCAGUGCUAACUACUUGUCAUACACUUGUCUUGUUACUUGGAUUAUUUACGUUAUAAUGUCUGUCUCUUAAAUUAAGGUCCGAAAAGGAUGAUCAGCGUCGCAUUUCCUUUAUGAGCAAUGAUGCGACUCCAUACGCAUCGCUGUUGAUGAGGAUGCGUGCGACACGACGGGAUAGCACUAUAUACGGCGAAGAGGUGAAGAGCCCGCCCGACAUCGCCACCUUGAUGUCAGUACAGAGCGAUAUUCACGAGAGUUGUAUCAACUAUAUGCGAUCUGAUGACCUGGGCGGGACGGAAACUCAACUCCUAGAUAUGGUGCGACGAAAAAGUCGAGAGGUCGAGGAAGAGGCUCAAGACAAAACUCUCGAUUUGCCACAAGACGAUAUUUCUGAUGACCCCUCAAGCGAAGCCUGUGUACACGGCCUAAGCAUGCGUAUGACAGAACGCAGUGUCUCUCGAUCUCGAAUGUCAAGAAUAUCUACCCGACGCGAUAUGGAUAUACCUUCCAUCUUAGCCUUCGAGACCCCUAUCGUACCUGCCCCAGCGCCCCUAGAAAUUCCGGGAUUACAAAAAGUCAAGCCGUCCCAAAACGAUGACUUACCUCGAUGGUCGAUACGUCGAUCAAUUUGUCCUGUUUGCUCUCAGAAGUGGAGAGACAAAUCAACCAUUUAUAAUGUAAAGUCCUCGGGGUUGAAGAGAAACUCUUCAGCGGAUUUACCAUCAGUGAUAGCACCAGCUCGAUUGAGAGCGUCCAUCACAAUGGCCUAUGUCCCUCGCCCUGUACUGGCUGCCGUGGAUGAGAGUGCAGGAGCUGGCAGAGCAAUGCGGAACACAAGCACUGCCUGGCAGUUAACGCGAGCUCGUCGCUUCCGAGUUCCUAGACCACAAACGCCAUCCCCAGAAGCCAUAGCUCCCCCAAGUUCCACCGCUCCCAUGGCACGUAAAGACCUGGACAGUCGAGUUAACAGGUUUCUAAAAGAUGAAGGAAUGGCAAAAUAUUUAGCAACUUAAUGAGCAUAUCUUUUGUUACGUAAGUCACUAGUGCAGCUUAAGGUUUAUUGAACAAUAGAUUAUUUGCUAACAUCAAGUCAUGAGUCCAUCAACUUGUCACAGCUACACUGAUAGGACUAAUAGAACUUUAAGCUUCACUAGCACCACCAUGUAAGUGCAAUAUUAAGAG